UCAAUUGCGCUUUCGCGAACUGGACAGUGUUCAGUAGAGUGGCAAAACGACUGAACAAUUUCUGUACAACAUCAGUGAACAAAAUAAAACUAAUUCUGUCCACUGAACAUUUUUGGCUGCCUUCAAAAUCGACUGAACAACACUCAACAUCGCUGAACAAGACUGGACAAGGUGGCAAAACGACGCAACAUUUACGCUGGACAUUUGUCCAGUGCAUGUUCAGUGAAAAUGUCCAGUCGUUUUGCCGGGACUUUAGACGGGAUUUCUAAAGCAAAGGAAACAUUUUAUUGUAAUUCUUUCUAAUCUCAAUGGUUGCAUAGAAUUUUAGCAGGCGGCUUCUUGGAAGCGAUGCCGAGAACAAUGCGAAGGUAUCCUUGAGGAUUUAAUUUUCAUUGCCUUUUGAUUUAACACACUGGCACCGAAAUUCAGGCUUUGUCUGUUGCCAAGUCAUGCGACUCUAAUGAAACUGUUUAAUCACCUUGUGACUAUUGUAGAAUGCACAUGAAUAUUGGGAUUUACAAGGGACCUGUAACAUUUGCGUUUCUACAAACAAUCAAUUGCAGUUUCAAUUCCUGUUUGAUGGAAUCGUGAUUAUCGAUUUGGUGUGAAAAACUCUGAGUCAUUGGACGCUGGUUUCUGUCUUAAGAUGAUAUCAUUUGGAGAAUUUUGUGUGUACGAAAUAGGCCCUCGAAUUGGUUAACCUUUCUUGCAUGGAUUUCAUAAUUGAAGAUUGACUUGCGAAGUUUUCCAGAAAAUCUGAAUAAAUCAACAAACUCGGACACCACAAAACGACAUUUGACUGCGAGAUGGAGUUCGGAACAUACUGUGUUAAUCGAGAAACUUUUGGAAUUUCAAUUAAUAAAGAAAUACUGAAACCAGUGAACACAACAAAUUGUUCUAUGUUUCAUGACAGCAAUAACAAAGACCUGUUUUCGCUUCCUUUGCGAAUUGUCAUCGGUGUGUCCUGGUUAAUAGUCGUCUUGAUUGGAACUGUGGGAAAUACGUUAGUCCUCUUCGUUAUUGGCUAUGUAAGAUCAAUGAGGACCAUUCCGAACUGGCUUUUGUUUAAUCUUGCAAUCGCAGAUGGCCUCAUGACAAUCAUCGCCUUGCCGAUCCUUGGUUUAUUUCAAACCGUGUACUACCCCGUCUGGGAGAUGCCGUACUGGAGUUGUUACGUACUGAACUGUUUCACUCACAUCGGUGCCCUUGCAUCUGGUUCAUCUUUAGCAAUCAUUUCAGUACAUCGUUUCAUAAUGAUCAGGUAUGCAAGGAAGAUACACAUCACAAAGAAGCAUCUCAUCGUAGCGAUUGUUCUCAUUUGGUUAAUUGCAAUCGGUGGAAGCGUCAGCUCAAUGAUGAGUGCGGGUGUUAUUGGACUUGUCCGGCCUAUAUCCGGAUCCUUGCGUCUGACAAGACUUUGCAUACAAGUUAACCCAACAGAGUCAAGAGAAAAUUUCCAGCUUUCCUUUCGACUUACCAUGUACAUCGUUUUUGCUUUGUUUCUGUUUUUACUGUACUCCAACAUCGGAUUGUUUAUCUACAGAAGCAAAGCUCCAGGCCACCAGAUGACAACUAACAAAUCUGAAGCUAGAAAGCUACAAGCAGUAAGAAUGCUGGCCACUGCAACAGCAGUCAUGAUUAUUUCCUACUUGCCAUAUAUGGUCUUAGUAGGUUUGACGUUAUUUGCAAAACCAGGCUACUUCAGCGAUGUGUUUGCGAUUGAAAUUCUUUGUAAUAUAUUCAGCGGUCUGAAUCACGUCGUCAAUCCAUUUAUAUACUGUGCAUUUAGCUCAAAUUUUAGCGAGGCGUUCAAGAAGUUCUUUAGACGGAUAAAAAACAGGAAAGAGGACAUCGAUGCCAGCAGCAAGGGAACGACUAAAGUGAACUUGAAAAAGGUAUCUAGCAUUGGACUGCUCGGGAAAAAAGGGAAUAUGAUUAGCGGAAAUGACGUCAGUGUAAAUAGUGAAUCCAAGACUCUACCUGCAGUAGCUAGCCAGAUAACACUGAAUAGUUUUUUAGAAGAUUCUUUCGAACAAAUGACAGGACAGGCAAAUGAAUCAAUUUGUGUAGACUCAAAGCUUUGAAACAAUACUUAUAACAGAAUGUUUAUCCGAAUUAACAAAAUUAACAGAAUUAACAAAUGAAAUUUUUGUCUUUUUUUGGUUGUUACUCGGGCUAACGGGUAAAGUCUGUCACGAAUCAUUCUUGUCAAUCAAAAAUAGGAACCGAACGCCAGAAGCAAAGGAUUCAUUUUCUUUUACUCUAAGUCAAAACUCUUAGGAUAAUUAGUUAUCUAUUAAGCUUGGUUUCCACUAUGGGUUAACGUGAGAUAAUUCUGAGCUAAAUUGAAAAUUAACUCAUGGUCUAAAUUCAAGUUAACUUGAGAUAGUGUGAAAUAGCGUGAGAUAAUGCGAGCUAUCUCAAAAUUAACCCAUGUACCGAUUCGGUUUCCACUUGAGAUAGAAUUAAGUAUUGAAAUUUCAGUAAUCACAUUUUAUUUGAGUCUUGCAGCUAUGGCGGGCGUCUUACAAGAACAACUUAUUUUACUUCUGCUUUUGAGAAUACUUAGAAGGAAAAUAUUUUUUGCUAGAAGUGCCGUUCGCGAUCUGCGACAAGGUUUUCGGUACGGAGAGUCUACCAAAAAAGAUAUGCGUUUGGUGAAUACGACCACUUGCAACAGGAUCUUAGAAGUGAGAUAAUGUUUCUUUUAUUUCACAAUUAAUUUUUUUUAGUGAAGAAAACUGUUUUCAACAUCUAAAGUAAUACUCAGUGCAAGUGCGUUGCGUAAGAACCUCAGUGCAAAUUAUAGCACAUUCCCCUUCCACGCAUCGGCUUCUUUUGAUAAGAUGUUAUCUCAAGUUAACUCAUGAGCUUGAAAUCAAACAAUUUUGUUUCCAAGCUCAUGAGAUAACGUGAGUUAACACGAGUUAAUUUUCAUGAGAUAAUUUUUAAUGACCGUUUCCACUAUGAGAUAAUUUUUAAACCAUGUCAGAUCACAAAAUUAUCUCAAAUUAACUCACGUUAACUCAUAGUGGAAACCAAGCUUUAGCUACUGAAUCCUGGCCUUUGCAUUUUUGAUCUCUUAACUACUAGCCCUUCAAAAUUUCAAGCGUAUUUUUCAUAUUUAAAGUGGUGCACCCGCUGAUAACAGGCUAUUCGUCAUUGAUAAUGGAAAAGCGACGACAUUUUGAAGUUCUAUUUUUAGAAUUAAUAAAUUUUAUGAUAAAAUUUAAAGGAUGCCAUAAAAUAAAUGUGAAUAUAGUAAAUUAAGUGAGACGUAUGAAAUCUCAAAUUACAGACCCGCAGCUAACUCAAUUUUGCAUAACAAUUCCUGACGAUCUGGAACGGUAUAACAAUUCCUGACGAUCCUGGCAAAAUAGAUAUUGGCAAAAUCACGUCUUUGGAAAUUAUGGAAGGGGGCACCAGCCUCGCAGCUCUCUGUUCGCUACACUCUUAAUAGAGCAGGAGAUUUGAUAAGAACCGGAUAAUUACUCAGAUUUGAUAAGGAAAGUGCCGGUAAGUUGAGUAGAUCAUAUUGAACCGAAUACUUUGUCUACCUGACUGUAAGAGCUCUCCAACGAAGUUACGUUAUAAUAACAUACAUCUAAGACGUCAAAGACGGGCAACCUUUAGGACUUGAGGCAAAAUUAACGACGUUUCCAGCCCCAGCGGCAGGGCCGAGACUACCGAAUUCAUGUUUAAAGUUACUAGAAGAAACGCGCAGAACCUUUAUGUUGAUUAUAUGAAUUUUUGUGAAGUUUCUUGUUGAUGAACAUCAUCAGGGCCUCCGACGAAGGGGGGCCGGGGAGCCAAGGCCCUCCCAUUUUUUGCAAGACAAUAAAAAAUUUUCAAAAUCAUUUGUUAUGGGUGUUAAACUUUCCCUACCCCCCCCCUUUCUUUAAUUUCAUAGCUUGAGAUACCUCGAAAGACUUCUAUUUUAUAUUCCAUCUAAUACUCUUCUGAAAAAGCUCUGACCACUAAAAAUUUGCUGACAGGCUAUUGCUGGCAUUGACUGAACACUUUUUUAGUUGUCUAAGCUGUUACUUCAAAGAACGGUUUUUAAUUUUGUUUAGCCUGCCGUCGUUUCAUCAGGAAUCAAAUCUUCUCCUAUUCAUUAUCCCAAGUUGUUUCUCGAACGUAGCGAUUUUCAGUGAUGUUAAAUGCUGCAUGAAUCAUUAAUAGAAAUGCUAACAAGAUUCACUUUUCUGGUUUAUACUUUAAACAAAAGGGUCACAGUUUGUCUUAAACUCACACGGGGCGCCAGUGUUUAGAAUGUUUUUGCAAAUGAGGUCUUCAACGUGAUAUCAAUCAGCUAAUACACACUUACUAUAACAUCUUAGUAGACCCCCUCUGUUGGGAAAUUAAUAGACAUAUCGGGCUGCUAAUUUUUCUUGGGUUCAAAAGCUUAGCAUUUACAUCAAUCACAUUGCUACGAUGUGCUGGAUGCGGCGAUCUUACUGAUUAAGAUAAGAAUCGACCCCAUGAGGUUAUAAACUUGUUUCUGGUAGAGAAACUCACGUAAUUUUCCAUUUUUUAAGACCCCGGACCUAUUUCAUCAUGCUUGAGAAGUCUUAUGAAGGCUAAAGGGCUAAUCAAAUUCAAUUAAAAUAGCAAUUAAGACAUUUGUUCCAAUAAGUUUUGCUUUCGAAUCUAUGUUGAAACCUGCUAAAAGUGCAGCUAUUGUUAGUUUUCUUCUGCAAGCAAUGAAACACAAUCACCGGAACUUUAGAACUUUUCUAUACGGCGUUGCAUGUUCGUUUUCGGAGUUUCUACUCUGAAAUUAGCUCAACUUUGUAAUAAGAAAAAAUAAAUAUUUGUGGAUAUUGGUUGAUAGAGGGCAUUCAUAUGAUUUCUUUAAGCCGUGCGGGCUGAAAAUCGAGUUUUUCUACAAACAGUGGAAAUCAUAUAACAUAGGCAUAUUUGAAUAUCUAUCUUUGGGUAUAGUACGGAUACACCAUAAAAACGGCGAAUGUCUUUUUUUAAAAUAUGGGGCUAAAGAAUCGGCUGACGCCAAUGCCAAAGCAACAACCCUAUUUUAAGUCCUUAAGUAAUUUGAGCAUUCCAAAAUGAACUUCUUUCUGUUGAAUCUCUUUUCCAUCAAUCAAAGAUUCAGACGCUUGACCAAUUUCUCCUCCUCUCUUGAUAUGUGGGCGCAAAAAUUUUCUCCUUUUCUUGCCGAGGUGUGUUUGAAAAUAAAUGCAUGCAAAAUAAUUUUUAAUGAGGAUAAGUAGCCUGAAUAUUUUAACUUUUUGCCAUUCACCAAAGUCACCAAACAUGUUUGUAAAAUAUAAUUAUAAAUGUUUAUGCAACAAGAAGUAAAUUCUUUAUCAUUUAACUGAAGCUGUCUAUGGCAAAUGUAGGAGGCCUCCUUCAAGACCUAUGCUAAUAAAUCAGUAUUCUUAUAUCAGAUUUGAUUAGGCUUAUAGUAUGUUUUCACUUAGUUAAUAAAUAAGUUGAAAAAAAUGACAAUGUGAUAAAUAGCCAAAGCAAUCCACAGAAUUUCUAAGAUGUUUGGAAGAGUAGUGACAAAACAGAAUCAAUUUCAUAGAGCAAAAGAAUGACUGAACAUAUCUAAUUUUCUUUGAAUUAUUCAUUAUUCACUAUGCACAACUUUGAAAAUAAUUUACAAAGUCUACUUCGCCCAUGAAUUGUGAAUAACUGGAGCAGGUCUUUGCUGCCAAGAAGGAUGUUUUUUUGGCUUUGAAAAUGACGGAAGAGCUGGAAAGUCAGAGUCAAUAUGAGUGUCCAUAUGACUUGCAACCUCCUUUCGCGUUAUAGUUUCUCCACAUUCUUUGCAAGUGGUAAAAUCCUUAUCUUGUCGCUUCUUUACAGCUAAGGAAGGCUGAUUAGCAGCUUCUGCGGAAGAUUUUGUAGCAUUGUUGUCACUCUUUCUACUACUCUCACUUAGUAUUGACCCAUUUGCCUCUGUCCAGGCUGACUUUGGUUCUGCAGGAACAGCAUGUUUUCUGAUUUGACCCAUUUCUUCCCCCUUUGUGAGAAUUGGGAACAUUUGCAUGCCAAUAUGUAUCUUCCAUAACUGUUUUUGUUUUCCUUUGUCAGGCAGCAAUUCAACAAGUUCACUAAAAACAAGAUCCAGAUUUUUACCAAAAAGGUCUUGCGUACUUUUAUAAUAUUCAGUGUCUGUUAUGUCAGACCUUCGAAAACUUCCACUCAGUUCCCUAAAUUUGGCAAAAUUUUCCUCGCUCAGUAAACUUCUUAUCAAACCAACCAAAGCUGCAUUUCUUUCUUUUGCAUCUUCAGGGUUUGAAUUCUCAAUAUUUGACACUUUGCUUUCUGAAUUGAACCCAGGAGGUAGUUUCUUAGUUACUGUAGGUUCUGAGAUUCCCACUGAAAGCCCUUGUUUACUGAAUCCUGGAGGUAGAUUCUUAGUUACUGGUGGUUCUGAGUUUCCCACUGAAAGGCCUGGUGGCACCUUUUUCUGUCCUGAUGAUGCUCUGUUUAUUCCAGGUGGAGGUUUGACACUUUUUUGCAUUUCCGAUGUCUGUUUUUUAUCAACAUGAUCUGAUUUCUGCUUUUGCAUUACUUUGGCUUUCUUUUUAUCACUUUGAUCAAUACCAUUAACAACAUUUUGGCUUCCAUUAUGUUGCCGCAUUGAAGAGGAAUCUUUGGGUUGUGCACCAGUUCCACUGUGUUCACCAAGAGGUGGAAAUGCAGCAUCAUAACGUUUUCCUUCUGGGUUACUCCUAUGUGUACCCACAUUACCUUUUGACUUAGAUCUUAAAGGCUCAGACUUCUUAGAAUGAGUCCCGAUCCUAUCAGCCAUGGUCUUUGUUUUCUUCUCCACAUCAUUAUUUGCUUGUGAUGGUUGGCUGCUUGGAAGAAAUGGCGUUGCAUCAGCACUCAAAGGACUUGUUGACUUGACAUUCUGUCUAGAUGCUUCAGAAAUUACAGCAUUCUUGUUAAUGCCAUCAGAUUCUUCAUCAGAAGGACUAAAAAAUAAGCAGAACACACCUAAUUAUUUUCAUUGUUCCAAAGAUGUCAUGGGUUAAAAUUUCUGGAUAAAAUUUAAUUAAUGUUGUAAAAAGCAAAUACAAAAUCAGUCCUGUUGUGUUUUUAAUGCACGCACAGUAACACAGUUUGAUUAUUUUUUUCUUGUUUGUUUCUUUCAAUUUAUUGUUAAUUUUCUUUAAAGUAGCUUUUAAUUUCGUUUUAGUUCAUUUUUUUCAUUUUUUCUUGAACCAUUCCCAUUACUCCCGUUCUACUUUGAUUUGGUCAUGAGGUCUCCAUAAAAAUCGUAAGGUCUCCAUUUUAUGGAUUGCAUGCCAUCAACAGAACAAACCUUAGAUAAGUGGAACCCUUAAAAAACCUAUGAGAAAGAGGAGUGGAAAAUAAGGUUUGGGAAAGAAUUCAGCAGUAUUAAAUAAAUGACAACAAUAGCAUAUGAACCAAAUAAAGCGAAUUUAUUUAUGUUUCUCUAGAUAAGAAUUAGCCAAUGAAACUCGAAGAGAAACUUUAGAACAGUGACAGAAAGAUAAGCUUUAACAAGUAAAGAAGGAAAACUACUAGAUAGAACAGAAAUGUCUAUGUCAAUAUUGAUGCUGAGUCAUACUUUAAAAGAGAAAAAGCAAUAAAGAUAUAACAGCAGAGGCAGGUGUGGUAGCAAUAAUAGAGAAGAUAAGAGCAAACUAGAAUGAAGCAGCUUCCACACUUCUUGAGAAGGAAACUGUGGAGAUACUUGAUAAAAGGUUGGCUGACAGACAGAGAAUUGGAUGAAGAGAUGCAUUGGAGAAGGAGAUAUUGCAAUGUUAAAAUUCUGAAAUAAAGAUGCAGAAGAUAGAGAGAGAACUGUGGAGACAACAUAUGAGAGCAAUGGACCCCUUCAUAGAUUGAGGCAAAAAAGGAGAAGAAGAUUACUUGAAAAUAUCAGAAUUUAAAAAUAUAUACAUGAAAUUUUUACUGUGGGAACAAAAAUUCUAAGAACAAAUUAUGAUUGUGUGGUUUUUAAACUCAAUAUAGGUAUCAAGUUAUAAAAUAUAUUUUGUCGUAUAACGCCAGGCCUGGUUGUGAGCAUUUUAGCAGGCAAGCAGCACAUCGCUCUCCUCAGUAAAGUCAGGCAGGCAAUUUUUAGUCUCUUGAAAAUUGUCACUUAAAGUGUAUGAAUAAACAACAGUCUUUAACAGCUAGGUUUACAAAACAAGAUGGCAAUUCUCCAACAGAAAUAAAACGAUAGUUUCGUAUAGUCGCAAAUCAACAACAUUCUCACUAACAAGAUUUGAACAGAACCCAAAUAAAUCACAUAGUGUGAUUUUGAUAUAACAUUAGUACAAACUAGCAUUCAUUUGAAAACUAUUUUGAUGUUCAAGUACUUGAAGGCUUUUUAUUUCCGAGUUCGUUGUCACAGGGACAUACAAGUAUUCUAUUAAGGCUACAGUAAACGUUUUCUGGAUGAAAACAUUCAUUUUUCGAUUGUUUCACAUACAAGUAGCCGAACUUUCAAGGCACACAGUGAUACCAAGUUUGAAACUAAGAAAAAUUUUGAAAAUGGAAAAAAUCCCAUGUAAACGAAGGUUUCCAUAAUAACUUCUUUAUCAAAACUUUUAGUUUAGGUCUGAAAAUUGCUUGACCUGUUAAGCAGAUUAUCGUUGCUUUACGGUGGUCGCAUGUCUCAUUUACAAUAUCACAUGGCACAUCCAUGUAUCCCAUGUAUGGCAUGUUUAUUUAGGCAGGCUUAAGAUCUUAAAGCUUCAAGUAACUUGACCCGGAUUAGACUGUUGUUUACGAGUGUACCCUGCAAGUGCUAUCAGUAAAAUCCCAUUUUCUCAGGACUCACAAUUCCUCUAUAUACAGGUACCAAAAAGCUAUUUUGUACCCAAGGAACCAAUUGAAUUGCUCAAAAAUUAGCACACGACCAGGACAGAUGUUGGGUAAACAAAGUGUGUCUCAAGAUUUUUUUAUUUUCUCUGGUCCGUCG
Molecule: messenger RNA, 8932 nt
Organism: Rhopilema esculentum
Lineage: Eukaryota; Metazoa; Cnidaria; Scyphozoa; Rhizostomeae; Rhizostomatidae
Product: allatostatin-A receptor
Biological process (GO): G protein-coupled receptor signaling pathway
Cellular component (GO): membrane
Molecular function (GO): G protein-coupled receptor activity
Source: RefSeq, a predicted model, not a curated record